Molecule: messenger RNA, 150 nt
Organism: Adineta ricciae
Lineage: Eukaryota; Metazoa; Rotifera; Eurotatoria; Adinetida; Adinetidae
Source: the annotation of a GenBank genome assembly
ACUGAACAAUACGAGCAGGUCGAUCAACAACUAGGCGUUUUAAUUGAACAUCGCGAUACUCUAUUGCAAACAGGUACUUAUACACAUAGUGAUGCCUUAAUUCAAGAACUCGAACGACGAAUACAAGAAGCAAUGAAACCAGUUAAUUGA